AUGUUCAAUCGCGGCAAUAUUCCGAAUCCUUUCAGUUCCGGUGGAAACCCACCUUCGCAGGGCUACUCGAGCCCCAGCCAGGCACCCCCACGAGGACAUGGAGGCCCGCCGCCUCAGCAGAUGCCGGCAAGGGGACAAAGAGGCCCAGGCCCAACUUGGAACCUUCAACCGACAAGGAGCCCAAAUGACAACUACACAUUCGGUAACCUUGUCGCCGUUUCGCCCCAGGACAUCCCACCUACCCGAGAUGGUACCGACCUCUUCCUCUUAAUCAACGAUCUUUUCGUCUUUUCCGCUCGUCCCUACGAUGGACCCAGUGAUGGCUGUCCUCCCGGCUACAUUGGCAUGUCAGAGGCUCAGCGAAAAUGGGCCAAAAUUGGAAUUAGAGAUACAAUCAAAGUUCAGCUCUAUGAUCCCUUCAGUCAAGGUGGCCAGGCCUACCUCGGAUCUGCGGAUAUCGAAGUUAGCUUCGCGUCUAACUUGCCCAAGAAGAAGCCCGAGGCCCCUUAUGAUCAGGAUGAAUUGGCACAGGCUGUUAUCAGGAACUUCGAGAACCAACUAUUCUCGCCUGGUCAGAUGAUCCUGAUGGAUAACAAGAGCAUUCCGCUGUACUUGGAGGUCAAGACGGUUCAGCGUGUUGACUUGACUUCAGAAAAGGCACAAGGAUCUGGUGAAGUUGAGACCAUUCCCACGGCUAGAGGAAUUCUCACACGGCACACCCAAUUGAAUUUCUACAAAGAUUCCAGAACCGGCAUCAACGUGAAGGCAUCCAGUCGUCGCCCGGCAGCCAACUCUAUCAUCCAACCCGGCUUCAAAUUUGAGGAUAUGGGUAUUGGUGGUUUGGACUCCGAGUUCAGCACUAUCUUCCGUCGUGCUUUCGCGUCUCGUAUCUUCCCUCCUGGACUUGUUGAAAAAUUGGGUAUUCAGCACGUCAAAGGUUUGCUGCUCUACGGUCCUCCGGGAACCGGUAAGACCUUGAUCGCUCGGCAAAUUGGAAAGAUGCUCAACGCCAGAGAACCUAAGAUCAUCAACGGUCCCGAGGUUCUCAACAAAUAUGUCGGUGCAUCCGAGGAGAAUAUCCGGAAGAUGUUCGCAGAUGCCGAACAGGAAUACAAGCAAAAGGGCGACGAGAGCGGUCUUCACAUCAUUAUUUUCGACGAGCUUGAUGCAGUGUGCAAGCAGCGUGGCAGCGGAGCCGGUGGCGGUACCGGUGUCGGUGAUAGUGUUGUGAACCAGCUUCUUUCCAAGCUUGAUGGUGUUGACCAGCUGAACAACAUCCUGCUGAUUGGAAUGACGAACCGAAUGGACAUGAUUGAUGAAGCUUUGCUGCGUCCCGGUCGUCUGGAGGUGCACAUGGAAAUCUCGCUCCCUGACGAGCAUGGCCGAAGCCAGAUUCUCAACAUCCACACGGAGAAGAUGCGAGUCAACAAUGUCAUGGCUCCAGAUGUCAAUCUGGCCGAGCUUGCCCACCUAACCAAGAACUUUUCAGGUGCCGAGAUCGCAGGUCUGGUCAAGUCUGCCUCAUCUUUUGCAUUCUCGCGUCACGUCAAAGUGGGCACUAUGGCUAGCAUCGAUGACGAUGUCGUGAACAUGAAAGUUCAGCGGGAAGAUUUCCUCAAAUCACUUGAAGAAGUCAAGCCUGCCUUCGGUGUGUCCGAAGAGGAGCUUUCCAGCCGUAUCGCUUACGGUAUCAUCCACUACUCUCAAACAAUCAGUGAGAUUUUGCGGGAAGGUGAGCUGUUCGUGAAGCAGGUCGGAAAGGCCGAAUCCACACCACUAUUCUCCGUGCUGUUCCACGGCCCACCAAGCAGCGGCAAGACCGCCCUGGCGGCGCGAAUUGCCAUUGACUCUGGUUUCCCUUUCAUCAAGCUGAUCAGCCCGGAGGACAUGGUUGGCUUCAACGAAGCGGCCAAAAUCUCGCACAUUAGCCGAAUCUUUGACAGUGCGUAUAAGAGUACCACCAGUAUCGUCGUUAUCGACAACAUCGAGCGCAUCAUCGAUUGGGUGCCUAUCGGCCCUCGCUUCAGCAACAGUGUGCUGCAAACUCUCAUGGUGUUCCUGAGAAAGCAACCCACGCAUGGACGCCGCCUGUUGGUUCUUGCUACGACUACUGAGCGUGCUUUGAUGAAGCAGCUUGACAUCUACAAUUCUUUCAACUCGGACAUCAUGGUCCCCAACGUGAGCUCCUUCGGUGAGCUCCGCCAUGUCAUGGAGCAGUCGGGUGACUUUGACGCCCAAGAGAUUGCGCGAGCACUUGAAUCGGUUGGCGGUCUUGCAGACGAUGGACGCCUGAGUGUGGGUAUCAAGAAGAUUCUUCUGGGUAUUGAGACGGCGAAGCAGGAUUCUGACAAGGUCGGCCGCUUCGUUCGCGUGAUCAAUCGUGCUAUUGAGGAGGAACAGAGCUUCCAGUAA
Molecule: messenger RNA, 2412 nt
Organism: Penicillium brevicompactum
Lineage: Eukaryota; Fungi; Ascomycota; Eurotiomycetes; Eurotiales; Aspergillaceae
Product: AAA family ATPase SEC18
Exons: 4
Coding region: 1-2412 (803 amino acids)
Biological process (GO): SNARE complex disassembly; Golgi to plasma membrane protein transport; intra-Golgi vesicle-mediated transport
Cellular component (GO): Golgi stack
Molecular function (GO): ATP binding; ATP hydrolysis activity
Source: RefSeq, a predicted model, not a curated record